GAACUCUGAAUCCUCCUCAACAUCAGGUCGUGCUUCUUCACCAUCGUGCCUUCUGUCAGAAUUCGGAAUCUCAUCUCUGGGUCGCUCCUUCCGUGUCUGCAUCCCGACCAUGGCUCCUUCCUCCCGAAACAGUCACCGAGUCUCCAAACGACAGACACUCCAAAACUACACAAAAAUCUCCAAGUCGACGAGAUCAAAGACCCAACUUGAAGCGGUUGUGAAAGAGGUGUCUCUCGGCCAGGUCGUCAGUCAGAAGAAGGUGGUCAAGAGCUCGUCCAAGCGGAAGCGUGAAUUUGACGAGAGCGACACCGAGGCCGACAGUCUUCCUCGCGUUGCGGCCACCACAACCAAAAAGACAAAGCUCCAGCUCGCAACGCCGCCCGAGUCUGAGCGGGAAGACUCUAUCGAUGUCGACCCCUGCAUUGACUUUUGUCAACUCUCGCUCAACCCCCGAUGUGCCGCUCGACAGCAUGGGAAUGACGAUCUUCCACCGGUCCUGCGUGACUUUGUCUCGAUGCACGAUGCUUUUCUCCGAGCCUUUUCAUUGCAUCGCGUCCACAACGGCCGAUCCGCCCCGGCAGACCUCGGCAGCUUGUUGACCUCGGUCACCAGAUUAUGGAAGAAACGGGCGGUCACUCAAGACGACAUCCAACGCAUGCUCGCGAUAUAUGAGCUCGACGCUUCCAGCGACGUCAUCUCAGGGCAGCUGCUGAGACAUCAAGACAGCCCAUUCAGAUUAAACUUGAACGGCAGCGACGUCCUUCGGUACAGCGUCGAAUACGUCCAACCGAACCAAGAAUACGACGAGAAGAAUCUGCAACAGUCUUACGAGGUCGAGAUCGAGGCCGUGGCGAUUUCUCAACGCCAGAAUUUGAGUGGGUUGUUGUCCAAAGACGGCCACGCCUUGCCCCGACUCGAGUUCUCCGUGGGCCUGCAGACACAGGCGCGCAAGGCGAAAGCUUCUGCGGCGCGGAGGGAAAUCCUCGGGCUUUCUACACAGGCUCAAAAUCGACCCGGCUCUCAAUUCUCGUCGCACGCGAGCUCCUCCAGCGGUGGAAACGAUCUGCAAACUCCCCAGGUCGUCAAAGAUCGGACCUUGUCCUUGUUGGAUCGCGUUCGAGCCAAGGCACUCGCCAAUUCGUCAGCCGCUCCCCCGAGUCCCGAAGCCAUUCUACGCCGUCGAGCCAUUGGCAGGAUCGGCGAGGUGGUCGACAUUCUCCGACUGAAACAACAACAAAAGCUCGGGUCUCGUUUCGAUUCUUCGGUGCAUUCAAGCCCGGGCAAAGUACGUGGCAAGGUCUCUUUUAGCCUCAAGCAACUCGUCGGUGACAUCAAAGGGAGCAUGGCGAUCCCCAUGGCGGAUUCGGAGGUUCGGAAAUGCUUCGAAGUGCUGGCUCAAGAGUUGCCGGGUAUGUGGUUGUCCAUCCACACGGUGGGCAUCCUCCAGAGUGUUGUUUUGAACGGACCCGGUCCCAGUGGGACCGAGGCCAAGAGGGUUUUGGAGGAGAAGGAGAAAGCAGGACGGUGAGGUUGGAAGGUUUUUCUUAGCAUGGCGAAGUGAUAGUGGGAGUUUCUGUGAGUCUGGCGUUUGAGAUUAGAUUCAAGGGACAUCUACUGUACAAAAAAAGAAGCACUACACUGGUGUUUGGUUUGUUGGGUUUAUACCGUCGUUUGAGUACGAUCACUGUGAGGCCAGUCCAAAUGUUCAUCAAAAGAUGUGUGAAGUAGACACAAAAACUUGAAGUCCUCAGCUUUCCACAAUUAAUUAUUAUCUGAAUCA
Messenger RNA from Exophiala oligosperma, 1780 nucleotides. RefSeq lists its product as uncharacterized. The transcript has 2 exons. The record is from RefSeq and is a predicted model, not a curated record. Bases 110 to 1528 code for a protein of 472 amino acids. NCBI's taxonomy places the organism in Eukaryota, Fungi, Ascomycota, Eurotiomycetes, Chaetothyriales, Herpotrichiellaceae.